GCUCCUCUCAGACAGCGGUCAACUGACUACAAACUCUGCUUUCUUCGCAAAUAACCCGCCUAUCUUUUCAAACUCUUUUCAAACAGUAGCGCAUGUUUUCAACAAUUUGCUAAAAUAGGCUACUACAAAGAUUGAGUAGGAAGAAGGUAGCUAAAAGAUAGCUGAUGAAUAAUGAAUGGCGGUGAUUUUGCUAGCUAGCCAGGUGUUAGCAACGGGCAAAGUGAAGAGGACUAGGAGAGGAGACCAUAGUUGCUGCUAGCUAGGUUUAUAGCUAGCUUACUGUUUCUUGUCUGGAUUUUGCGCAAAGUUUGUAAAAGAGUAAGCUACUAAUGCCAAAUGGCAACUGAGCAGGACAAUCAAUUUUGCUCCUUCAAUGUUGGUGGAUGUUUUUUCUCCAUCCAGCUCAACCGACUUUCUCACCUUCAAGACUCCUUGCUGUUCAAAGACACAUCUUCUGAUCAGACUCCACGAUGGUUUAUCGACAGAGACGGAUGCACAUUCAGACAUGUACAUUAUUAUCUACAAACUGGAAAACUAGCUUCAUCAUGUGUAUCAGAACUAAAUAUUUUAUAUGAGCUUACUGCAGGUCUACGCCUAACGUCACUGCUACAGGCCUUAGAGAACCUCAAGUCAGGGAAGCAUUUCCUGCGAGCCCGGCCAGUAGACCUACAGGUGACUGAGAGAGCCACUCUGAACUACUGGAAGACCAGAAUCUAUAACACAAGACAGCCUGAACCCCUAGCCAGCCCAGUGUCCUCAGUUCAUGACGCGGUACCCCUGGGUUUGGUGGGGACUCCUCUGGUCGACGGUGAUGAGGAGGCGCUGUACUGCUUCGUUCCCAUGGAGACAGUCCGCCUGUACCCCGCACUGGUGACGCCUCACAACCUGCUGUGGCUGUGUGACGACCUGGCCGUCAUCGAGUGUGACAGCCCUCUCUUCAGAUUCAUAGCUAAUUAUCUUCAGACUGGAAAGAUCUUGCUGCCGGAGGAGUUCAGUGAUCAUGAGAGGUUGACCCAGGAGGCCAGAGCGGCUGGCAUGACGGACUUCAUGGACGCAUUACAGAAACGACUUGAAUUGAUCGGUGAUGACAUCAUGCUGCUUCAAGAUGGCUGCCCUGAGAUGAAGCAGCAGUUGACCCCUCAGCCUCUGUACAUUAUGACCUUUGACCUGUUGGUGAGGUACCAGGACUCGGCUCUGGGACAGCUCUGUGUAGACAGCAACAUGGAGGGCAGCAGGCUGCACCUCUCUGGCAACGGGGUCGUCUUCCAACAUGUGGAGAACUGGUUAGGAACAUGUCGUCUCCCCCUGACGGAGAGGCAGUGUGAGCUGCCGGGGUUGUGUGAGUACCUGGAUAGACAGGAUGAAGCGUACCACACCUUCAGAGAUGCACUGUGGGAGUUUCUACACAGGACCAGGACCACAGGCAGGUAUUUUACAGCAGUGCCCUGGUCCGCCUCAGUGGCUACGUUCAGCCUUUAUAAAGUUGUUAAAGUUUAUGUGGGAACACACUGGUACGCCACUUACUUCAAAACCCUGUUAAAGCACGCUGAGCUCCUGUCCAACCCCAGGAAAAGCAGCUGGAUUGUAUUCGGUCAGAGUCUCCAGAUCAAGGCCGACGGCGCGAUGUUCAGACACAUCCUCAACUUCCUGAGAUGUGGGCGCCUGUUGCUGCCCUCUGGGUUCAGGGAAUGGCGGCUGCUGUGCCAUGAGGUAGAGGAGUUUCAGAUCCCAGCUCUGACUGGAGCCCUGGAGGACUGCUCUGACUACAGGGCCUGGUGUAAGAGUAACAACCCUGCUGCCAGUAACCAGUCUUCCUCUUCAGCCGAGUCCCUGCUCAUUUACAACCAAGAUCAAGAUGGCUUCACGGGGAUCGGUUACAACCAGGAGAGCAUGGAUGUAAGUCCAUCACAAACACAAGAUGGAGCCAGUCCUGAAGACUCCUUCAUCUCAGUGGUUGAGGACAUCUGUUCAUUGGUGGAACCAGAGAAUGACCUGAGGCUGAGAGAAUCUCUGCUUAAGAGACUAGAGGAGAGCAGGCAGGUCAACACAGAGGACAGAAUAGAGCCAAGCCAGCUCCCACCAGCUCCUCUACAGUCAACAGUAGAGUCAACAGUAGAGUCAACAGUAGAGUCAACGGUAGAGUCAACAGUAGAGUCAACAGUAGAGUCAACAGUAGAGUCUGGUGGUCAGACCAGUCACCUCCCAGUCCCCUCUGGCAGACUGACUCAGACCAACACCACGUCAGAUACCAGCAGCAAGCUCUCAUCAUCCCCUUUGGCACAAAACAGAACAUUGGACACAAUGGAUACCAGAAAGCUAUUCGCUUCUCUCCGCAGUGUAACACGCAAGCCUGACGAUGCUAGUCAAUUCUCCCCAACGGUGCGGAGUAGUCCGGGACAGAAACAAGGAGGUUCCAGAUACUUCUCAUCUCCUGGUCGAUGUCAGGGUGGUUGGGGAAAGAUGGCAACACCAGACGGUCUAGGUGAGAUCUCAGCCUCUCUCCAGAGGAUGAUCCGGAGGAAGAGAGAGGAGGAGGGCAGACUUUCUGCGUCGCUGCAGAGACCGGUUCAGCUGGCAGAGACUGUGUUUCAGAGUGGGCCCAACACACAGCCCAGGGGGACACCGUCUGGGCUACCAGCCAGGGAAGGGGCCCUCUGCCCCGCCACAGGCGCCAGGGGCUCCAUGCCUGACCCCAUCCCUCCUCCUGACCCCCUCCCUAACCCAGCCUCAGCCAGGCUGUCUGCCCUCACAGCCCUCCUGGCCAGACAGGGUCUCCCUGGGGGCGCACAGGGGACAAGGUACCCCGCACAGAGGGCCGGUGUGGAGGGAGACACUGAGGGACAGAGCACAGGCAAGCCUUACACCACUACUCAGAGAGAUGACGUCCAUUGGAGCAGGCCUGCCCCGAGGGGCUGCGUGUUCCCUGUGCGGGGCUGUGUUCUCAGGGUUGACCACCCUCCGGUCGUGGGCAGAGGGGAGCCUGGAGGAUACUUCACCCAGAGCCUCAUCUACACAGCCAGCCCUCCACACACAGGUCAUCAAGCAGACAAAGACCAAAACGUGAGAGCAGAUAUCAAGAACAGUCUGUCUCUAGCUCACCUUCCAGAUGUGGCUUUUGCCUGCUUCAAUGUGUCCUGGGAGGAGAUGGUGUUUGGGAGGCAGUGCCACGUCUUUCUGACUGGACUCAUCCUGGACUCCAUAAGACUAGAGGACUCCAAGGACUGCACUGUCAAGAUAGCCAAUCUGGUCUAUUUCCUCUGGACAGGACAGGCGAAGGCUGAGGACUUUGUCUCUGAGCUGCUCAGAAUCGUUUGUUCUGAGAGACGGGAGAAGAGCAGAGGGCAGCAGCUACUGCAGUGGGUGGAGUUCUCCCUUCCUCUAGCCCAGCGCUACACUGAGUGUCUGGAGCAGCUGGAUAGAGGACUCUGUCAUACAGUCAGACUGUUUCCUUAGGACAAGACUACAGUGUUCCCCACACCUCAGCACACACACCAGCCCCAAGUCACCCAGCUGAGAGGACAGAUCCACCACCAGGAGAGACGUCAGCCUCUCAGACCCACUGGCUCUGACCUGUCAGGGAACUGACCCAAAUGGCACCCUAUUCCCUAUAUAGUGCACUACUUUUGACCCGAGCUUUUGGCCAUAGGUCUCUGGUCUAAAGUAGUGCACUAUAUAGGGAAUAGGGUGGCAUUUGGGACGCACCCCCAGUCAGACCUGACCAGCUACAGGAGGCACUAAGGAAGUGGCAACACCACCACGGUAAAACAAGAUGGAGGAAUCUGACCACAGGUCAAUUCAGAAACGAAAGAACAGACAUUAUGUGAAGACAAUGUAAAAGAGUGGUACCAGAAUGCUGCCUUUUGAAAAAGCAUGUUGAUUUGGACCUUUGAAGAGUACACGUAUCCUGACAUACUCCUGCCUGAUUCAGAACUAGCCUUUUCAUCCCAAGGUAUAUCAUCAAUCAUCAGGUGUUUCAGAAGUUGCAGUCUGGAGAAAAAGUGGUCAACAAGACAAGAGGAAGAAGAUAAAGCAAUCAAGCGUUCAUAUCUUCACUGGAAACUAUUCCAAUCAUUAUUUACAGAGUAACCAAUAUAGAACAGAACAAACUACUGCACCCACCAGUACUUUUGGAAAGAAAAAUAUAACAAUAUUUAAAUCAACUUUUUUUUUUUUUUUACAAUAUAAAAGUUAUGCUCAAAAGUGGCUUUUCUUUUUCAAAACAGUGCUAUGUCCCAGGUCUUUUCGGCGUCCAUGUGAGAUGAGAGUUGUUGCUGGCAGCGCGAGAAAAAAUAAAUACUCGUCAGUCUUC
Messenger RNA from Coregonus clupeaformis (lake whitefish), 4309 nucleotides. Its product is annotated as BTB/POZ domain-containing protein KCTD19. The transcript has 17 exons. Gene Ontology annotation, biological process: protein homooligomerization. The record is from RefSeq and is a predicted model, not a curated record. NCBI's taxonomy places the organism in Eukaryota, Metazoa, Chordata, Actinopteri, Salmoniformes, Salmonidae. Bases 337 to 3453 code for a protein of 1038 amino acids.